This is a messenger RNA of Carassius carassius (crucian carp), 3008 nucleotides long. RefSeq names its product cysteine-rich secretory protein LCCL domain-containing 2-like. The record is from RefSeq and is a predicted model, not a curated record. The transcript has 15 exons. Bases 401 to 1927 code for a protein of 508 amino acids. NCBI's taxonomy places the organism in Eukaryota, Metazoa, Chordata, Actinopteri, Cypriniformes, Cyprinidae. Gene Ontology annotation, cellular component: extracellular region.
CAACCUGCUCUCGUGAGUUGUUAAGUAAUCCUCUGGAGCUGCUUUGAGAUGAUUUAUGUUCGUUGCGUUUUCAUCUCGACAUCGCUCGUCAGAGCUCCGGAGGUUUGCCAGGAACAUAACCUUCUUCAUCCUCCCAUCCUCUUCUUCACGCGCCUCUCCUUCGCUAUAAAAGGCGCUGAGUCUCUUCCACAGAGUCAGUGCGAUCGAGUCACCAGCUGCCAAACAGAGUCCACUACUCACACUUGUUUGACUUUCAAGGAACAUACUAUUGACACAGCUGCAGCAGCCUCUGGAAUAGCUCGUGCAGAAGACGAAACUAGAUUUUUCAGAACAGAGUCCUGAAGACACGUGCACACAAGGCAGUCUACUGUAGUCCGACCCUGAAAGCAUCACUGCUGCCAUGCACAGGCUCGUUUCCAUUGCCCUGCUAUUCCUGGGAGCCAGUUUGGCUGCUUCCCUCUUCCUUCCUGACUCCCUGGAGCUGAGGCAGAUAAUGCAACGCUACCAGGACGAGCUGGAGCCCAACAGCACAAAAGCUGAUACACCUUUACGCACUCGUAGAGCCAUCAGGUGGUCAGACAGAGAGGAGAUCCUGCAACUGCACAACAAGCUGAGAGGAGCGGUGCAACCGAGCGCCUCCAACAUGGAGUACAUGGUCUGGGACGAUGAACUGGAGAAGUCAGCGACCUACUGGGCAGAACAGUGCCAGUGGGAACAUGGACCUAAAGAUCUACUGAUGUCCAUCGGGCAGAACCUAGCCGUGCACUGGGGAAGGUACCGCUCUCCGGCCUAUCAUGUGCAGGCCUGGUAUGAUGAGGUGAAGGACUACACCUACCCUUACCCACAUGAGUGCAACCCCUGGUGCCCUGAGCGCUGCUCUGGACCCAUGUGCACCCACUACACACAAUUGGUGUGGGCCACAACCAACCGUGUUGGCUGUGCUGUACACGUGUGUCCGCGUAUGAACGUAUGGGGGGAAAUCUGGGAGAACGCCGUCUAUCUCGUCUGCAACUACUCACCCAAGGGAAACUGGAUUGGGGAAGCCCCAUACCAACAUGGCAGCCCCUGUUCCCAGUGCCCACCAAGCUAUGGAGGAGGCUGCAGAGACAAACUCUGUUACAAGGGAGAUGCUAAACGUCAGGAGUCUCCAGAUAUGAAUGAGGUGGAGAAGCCGCAGGAGCCAGUUCAGCCUCGGACGACUCCAACUAAGCCUCAGCCCAAACCCUCUUCCCCCAAAAAACCUGCAAAUGCCAAUCCUUCCUCAACUAAGACUACAAGAACUAGCUAUCUAGCACAAAAUAUUAAGUGUGAGACAAGAAUGAGGGACAAAUGUAAAGGAGCGACCUGCAACAGGUACAACUGCCCAGCAAACUGCUUAAAUAAGAAGGGGAAAGUCUGGGGAACAUUGUAUUAUGAUGUUCAAUCAAGUAUUUGCCGUGCUGCUAUCCACUAUGGAAUAAUUGACAACAAUGGAGGCCUUGUGGAUGUUACAAGAAAAGACAACUUCCCAUUCUUUGUAAAGGCAACCAAGAAUGGCGUAGAGUCAUUCAGUAAAUACAAACCUGGCAAUGCAUUUACAGUGUCGAGAGUGGAAGAGCAAACGAUAGACUGCUACACAACAGUGGCUGAGAUUUGUCCUUUCAAGGCGUCUGCCUCUCAUUGUCCAAGAGUCUUCUGUCCAGCUAACUGCAUAAACGAACCUUCAUAUUGGGCUCCAGUGGUCGGAACUAACAUUUACGGUGAUGGCUCCAGUAUCUGCCGAGCAGCUCUCCACGCUGGAGUGAUCAAAGCCAGCGGCGGCUAUGUGGACCUCCUGGCUCUGGAUAAGAGGAAAAGCUACACCGGGACCUUGAAGAAUGGCAUCCAGUCUGAGAGUAAAAGCAAUAGAGAAGGCGGUUCGUUCCGUGUCUUCGCUGUUAGAGGGUGAGAUGGCACUGAUGACACACAAAAGGUCACUGAUUUGCUCUCAAAAAUCAGGAUAUAUCGAAGGAAAUGCAAACCUUUGGACUCUGUCUUUGGGAGGAAAGAGACAUUUACAGAAGACCAAAGGAUGUUUCAAAACUUCAAUGCAUGGGCUUCCAGGGGUUAUAUACAAUUGUGAAUAAUGUUUUUGACCACACAUGCAAAUCUGAACAAAAUUCAGUGGUACAGCGAUGCUGGUUUUAAUCGUUGUUGUUUUUUUGAUUCAGUUUAUUUUUUGAUGCUAUUAUCCAAUACAUGCAAAAUCUCUUAUUUCCAUACAAACUGCAUAUUGAUUACAGUUUAUUUAAUCUGUACAGAUAUUUUGUGGAUUUGUCACUUGUUGACUUGUUGUGUUUCUUAUUUUUUUGCUUUAUUUCAUUAAUCAUUUUUCAAGCCGGAGCUGGAAAAGAGCACAACAGUCACCACCUACUUUUUUGCUUCAAGAAUUAUUUUUCCUCUUCAGUUUAUCCAUAGUAAAAAAAACAACCCAUCUCCAUCACAAAAUUACAAAUCUAAUAUGAAAAUAUAAUUCAGAGUUUAAAGCUCAUGGUGCGUUUGUCUCAAAAGUUUAUGCUCUUUUGUUCAAAUCAAUUCCUUUAUGAUAAAAAUGAGUGAGAUUUUUACUUUUGCGCUCAAUUUGAAUAGUAGUUGAGUGUGUACAGUGCAGAAGGGGGGAUUUAUUGGACCUGAAGUGGGAAAACAGAUGCUUUGCAGAGAAAUGGCAAAGAAAAAGAGGCAAACCUCCAAGCAAAAGAAACCUUCCCUUCAUAAUGCAUGCAAGACUUCCAGAGUCAACAGUACUCAGACCGUUAAAGGUGCAAAAACAUUGCAGCAAUGUUUAAUCCCAGUAGGAUUUGAGUCACAGUGUGCAUGUUUAGGCUCAUCUUUCAUUAUGGUACCUUCCUUUUUGUUAUUUAUUAUUAUGCCUUCUUCAACCCCUGCUCAGGACCAAAUAUUUAUGAAUGCGACACAAGAUAUGUGUCCACUUGAGAUUCAAAUGUCAGUCAGAGUCUAACAUAUUCCUGUUUGGUUAACUGCUAUACACA